Molecule: messenger RNA, 3908 nt
Organism: Clupea harengus (Atlantic herring)
Lineage: Eukaryota; Metazoa; Chordata; Actinopteri; Clupeiformes; Clupeidae
Gene: iffo1b
Product: intermediate filament family orphan 1b
Source: RefSeq, a predicted model, not a curated record
UACGGGAAAUCCGCUCAUGCUGCAUUCGCCCGUGCACAGCUCUUCCUUCGUUUCAGACAAGGCAGGCGCACAGCAAAGCAAUCUAUUUUAAUUUAAUUAAGUCGAUGCUCAAGAAUAGUGCGGUUUGAUUCCCCUCAUCAGCUGUGCUUGGACGCUUUGCGAAACCACUGCCUGGAUUUAUUUUUCUUGUUCAUUCUUUCAGUGUGAAGGACAGUGUUUGCGUUCUGUUAUUAAUAAAGCCACGGUAAGCGAUAAGGCUACUGAACAGUUUCGGACUCCUUCACACGACAAACCAGUAAGGCUAUUACUUAGGCUGCUUAUGUAAGUACUUGUAAAAAAUAGCGAACUCGUUAGCGUUGUGUUGUAUCUGGACGGCAUCACGUCAGCUAUAUUGUUAUUGCAUAUUUAUUUAUUUAGUCGUUUGUUCCUCAUAGCCAGUGUUCAUGCCAGAUCUGCAGCGCUUUAGGUUGUACAAUAGCAUGAAUCCUUUGUUGGGAGCAAACGGGCUUCUUCAACAACAGCAACAUUAUCAAGAGGGGCCCAGUCAUCCGGAUUCACCAUCGGGCCUUUUGCCCGAAGCUUAUCUGGGUGGUCCAGAUCAGUCCUUCCUCCUCGGGGAGCAAUCAGGGCUGGGUCUAGAGAACAUCUCAUUUUCCGGACCAUCCUCUCCGUCUGGUUUGCCAUACCUGCAUCUCGGUAGUUCCUUUUACCGCUCAGCGCAACCUCCUGCAGCUAUGGCCUUAAGAAACGACCUGGGAUCCAACAUCAGUGUCCUGAAGACCCUCAAUUUGCGCUUCCGAUGCUUUCUAGCUAAGGUUCAUGAACUAGAGAGGCGAAACAAGACUUUGGAGAAGCAAUUACAACAAGCACUUGAAAAUAACUGCAGUGAGAGCGGAUGCGGCGACGAUAGAAGGGGACAUACCAGGGAGGUUGGUGUACAGACCGGGUUUGUUGGGACUAUCCCGGUCAGACCCGGGACCCUCCCUUUUCUAAACACAAACAAUUCUGUCAAACGCCCGACCAGUUUGUUUACACCGCCUCUCACGUCCGUGCUUAAACUGGAAACUAAUAAAUAUGACGAUGAAGCAUCAAGUCCAAACACUGGAUAUACCAAUUCGAACGCGAAUCCGACCAUCACUAUCAGUUUGUCAACUCCGACGGAGGCCUCCGCCAAUACCAACAACUCUAACAACGGGCCAAAUUUCAGCAGCAUCAGUACCAGCACAGCGACAUCGCCAAAUCCUCCACCAAGAUUUCUACCAGGCACCAUUUGGUCAUAUAACCAUACCCGCAAACUUGGAUCGGGUGUGGAAACCAGGGUGACCAGUCCUGGUGUGUCUUGGACCCACCCCGAUGGGGUCGGUGUCCAGAUAGACACAAUCACACCAGAGAUAAGGGCACUCUACAAUGUCCUGGGCAAGGUGAAGCGUGAGAGAGAUGAGUACAAACGCAGAUGGGAAGAAGAAUACACUGUGAGGGUGGACCUCCAACAAAAAAUUGGUGAUCUGGAAGAGGACCUGCAGGAGAGCGAGGUGUGCCAGGAUGAACUGGCCCUCAGGGUCCAGCAGCUUAAGGCCGAGCUCGUCCUCUUCAAGGGCCUCAUGAGCAACAACCUGUCUGACUUGGAGAGCAAGAUCCAGGAAAAAGCGAUGAAGGUGGACAUGGACAUCUGCCGCCGCAUUGAUAUCACGGCUCGUCUGUGUGAUGUGGCCCAGCAAAGGAACUGUGAGGACAUGAUCGGAAUGUUUCAGGUGCCCAGCACUCAAUCUGCCAUCAACUGUCGUGCUCGGAAACAAGCCCCUCAGCCAGUCAGUGGCAGUGAGACAGAUGAGCCAAUGAGCACCUCAGAUAGCGAUGGAGGUGGAGCAAAGGACGAUGACAUGUGCAGCGCUUCAGCCAAUCAGAUAAAUGAGGAAAUGCAGAGGAUGUUGUGUCAACUGAGGGAGUGUGAGUUUGAAGACGACUGUGACAGCCUGGCCUGGGAGGAGACGGAAGAGACCCUGCUUCUGUGGGAGGAUUUCCCAGGGUGCACCUUGCCAGCCGAAACACACACACAGGGCGAACAGCCAGAGGAGUGUUUGGAGAAGGUGAUUAAUGACACUGAAUGCCUCUUCAAAACCAGAGAGAAGGAGUAUCAGGAGACCAUAGACCAAAUUGAGGUGGAGUUGGCGACGGCCAAGUCGGACAUGAACAGACACCUGCACGAGUACAUGGAGAUGUGCAGCAUGAAGCGAGGCCUGGACGUGCAGAUGGAGACCUGCAGGAGACUCAUCACCCAGACUGGAGACAGUAAAUCUCCCCCUCCCGUCGCUGGAGGCCAUGCGGAGGAGAACAGUGAUGAUGCGGAGAGGGGUGUGGCCCUGGCUCCUCCUGGCGAGUCCUCUGGCAGAUAAUACUGAAAGUCAACGAGGUCGUCCAGCAUGGCAAAGAAAAAAAAGAGAAAAAGAGACAAGAUUCCAGCCAUCCCCUCCUCAUGCCCCCUCUUCAGGAUCAUUCACAUGUCACUCUGGCUUGUCUUCCAGCGGGUACCAUAUAUCUCAUAUGCACAGCAGAGGUUUGCUUACACUAAGCUUUUGAAGGAAAGGUAACCUUGUUUAUUUUUUUGUGGUGAUUAAAUAUAAGUAUGGACAGUAAAAUCUCAACUGUGAAAAUACUGAGAUUUGUAUUUUCACUUUGUGACAAUGGAGUUGUCUGUACUUGUACUCGUGUGCCUAUGUGGUAUGUUUAUUCACCUGGCAUCUCAUGUGGAGACUGCCCUCUGCUGGUUGGCUUUGUCAUGGAGUGCCUACAUCUUACAUACAAGUGACUACAAUGGCUCAGAAUAGUGCUGCCCAUCAUAAAACAAAAUAGUUAUAUUUUGUAUCUCUAAUAGUCUAAUAGUUCAUAUUUUGAAAUAGGUCAAAAACACAAAUAACUUUCUUUUUGAAAAUGCAUCACUGAGAGAUUGGAGACCUUGUUGAAAGCAUGCAUUAUCCAUCUCAGCACCAAGGUUGAAUUUUUAAAUGCUGUACAAAGCUUGUCAUUUAUAAGCUAUGACAGAAUAUGGUGAAGAGUUGAAAACAAUCCAAGCCCUUAACCCUGAGGACUAAAGCAUCCCACAUCACUUAAAGCACAUGUAGGUUUCAUUAAAUAUUAAUGGCAUUGUACAUCUCAGUCUCAUAGUCAUCUGAUACAACGAACAAAAAGUUAACACAAGCUUUUGCAUUAACUUACGAAUCAAUUAACAAGCACCUCAUCAUGCAAUAAUCACAUGAAGGUGUCCAGUGCAUAAAUCAUCUCAGCACGUGUCACUGGAUCACACCUUUGUAUGUAUAUAAUGUGUAUAAGGAUGUGUAUAUGCUAUAUAUAAUGCAUAAUAUACACAGCUACUACCUGUAAAAGCUGUGCUGACCUUUGGUUGGGUCAGUACUGGGGCCUUUUCCUCACUCCCUGUGUCGCUGUGUAUGAUACCGUAUGUUAUAACGCUGUAUAGAACAUGUACAAAUGCUUUAUGAAAAGGCUGGAGAUGACACAGAGAGUGACGUAUGCAUAAGGGCAUGGACACCAGGAGUCUUAGCUGCAUUGGGGUUGGAUGUUAUUUCUGACUGUGGGAUCCGUGGCUUGGCAUUUACCCGUGCGUUCUGAGGUCAUUGGCCAUGUGCUUAUUGUCAGACUUCUGAGAGUGAGUCUGUUGAUGGACAAUGGGAUGGCUCCCACAUGUCAGAUCUGUAGGGAUGUACUUGAUGUUGAAAAAAAAAUUAUCCAGGGCUUGUAACUUCCUGAAACUUUACUCGUAAGGCCUGGAAUUGUGAAUUGUAAGCUAGUGGUUAGUUUGUGCACUUGUUCUUUCCCUGCCUUCGAGCUUUUAGGGGUAUUUACACUAUGUGGAGGUAUGAGAUUAUAGUUAUGGCAAGGGAUUAAAAUUAAUU